Molecule: messenger RNA, 740 nt
Organism: Ilyonectria robusta
Lineage: Eukaryota; Fungi; Ascomycota; Sordariomycetes; Hypocreales; Nectriaceae
Exons: 1
Coding region: 164-517 (117 amino acids)
Source: RefSeq, a predicted model, not a curated record
GGAACUGUCAUCGUGUUCCCGGUUCCUUGAAUGCUUUUACAGCGAAGUCACAUACCAACAUCCUGAACGAGCAAGUUUCGGCUGCCGACUGAACCACUUGCGAUAUGACCCGCACACGAUACUGCGGAUUAGUGACGACGGCUCUGGUUUGUGGCGAAGACUGAUGCCAGAUUUCUACUCGGUGCGACGGGACGACACCCUCAGUCACGCGUUCCGGAGGAUGUACCGCCAGCGAGCGUGGGCUUUCUUCGACGACGACGAUCUAUACCACAACGGAUACACGCUGCCUACCAUCGAGGAGUUCAUCAAAGACGAGCUCCGACUCCAGUCAAAGCGUGGAAAUACCCGUACCGCACGUUUUCGAGGCCGCGGGUUCGUGCAAACGAUGCGAAUGGACAUGUUUGAGAGUCCCAGUCGCAAGCUUCUCAAGAAUGGCGCGAAGAACUACCCGGCGUUGAUGGACAAGGUGAAGGUGGCAUUUUGGGACCAAGAUCUCCUUAAUUGUCCCCAGUUGUGACUUUUAAUGAUGGCCUAAGUAAUGCCACCAUAUUAUAUUUUGCAGUGAGAGAAUCAAGUCACGUUUGAAAGCAUAGGUGCCAUGUCACCCGUGUGGACGGCGAUUCUAAACGGGAGGAUUGGGAAAUGGAUAAGCGCAAGGAGGUGGAUAAGAAAGACUAGGAAGACGAUAAUGAGAAGGAACGAAAGAUAAUCAUGUUGAUAUCGCGGAACCACAAUUGGAG